CUGCUCCCGAUGCCGUCAGUGCUCGAGUCUUACUACGUCGUCAAUGUCGCUGGUUGGAUUACCCGAGUACACGAUACCAGCAUCAGUUGGUUCAAUUACAACACGAACGAUUCAAAUAUCUGCAUAUGUCUAUCCGAUCAUGAUGAGUGCCAUGACCUAUUACAUACGUGCACAGAAAAUUAUAAAAGCUGCCUUCCCCUUACCAUCUGGUGUCCAUCAACCACCAUGAUGUUCAUACGUAUCGUUCUUGCCAUCCUUGCCCUUGCUGGCGUCACAGCUGCGUCUGCAGUCUCAACUUGUGAGAAUGACGCCACGUUGGUGUGCUGCAAAAAUGCUGAAGAUACCAACAGCGGCUGGCAGGGUUCACACUGCACCAAGGUCAGCACUGCGAGCAAAUGCAAGCAUACCGCUCUCUGCUGCUAUGAUGUCAAGGGAUCCUCUGCUGGAACGUGCUACGAGGCCUGUUGAGAGAUAUAGUACACCAUGACGUCGAGGUGGUUGCUCAGCGCUCAGCUCUCAAUUUAGGUCAUAAGUAGGCUAUUGAUUGCGCACUGUUUAUUGGAAUGCGACCGAUCAACUGUAA
Suillus subalutaceus is the source of this 583-nucleotide messenger RNA. RefSeq lists its product as uncharacterized. The transcript has 4 exons. The coding region runs from base 10 to 468 and encodes 152 amino acids. Lineage: Eukaryota; Fungi; Basidiomycota; Agaricomycetes; Boletales; Suillaceae. The record is from RefSeq and is a predicted model, not a curated record.